AUGAUGACCAACAGACUACUUGAAAAAGACCAAAUCCGUAUGAUAGUCAGAAAUCUGCAUGGAAAGAUGUUACAAAAAAUGAUAGUCCUCCCGCUCUUCACUUUUAAUGACUUAAAUGAGAUAGGGGUCCAGAUAGAGGAUGCCAUCAAACAGGGAAUCAUUGUGGAAGAUAAGGAACCUGUUCGGAAGCCUUUUGGUCGCAGUUCCAAUGUUACCGCCAGUGGUAGCAUAGCUAUGAAGCCCUCUGAAAUCAACAUGGUUGCCACCACCACUAAAAUAGCCGACCCCUUUGCUCAUGCUGGCCCGCAAAACACAACUCGAGCCCCAAGCAGAACAUUCACCCCUCUCUAUAUGUCACUCUCUAUAGCAAUGAACAUCUUGACAAAAAGAGGGUAUUUGAAGCCUUUGGACCCUCGACCUCUUCCCGAACCUCUCCCAGCCAAACAUGACCCUACCAAACACUGUGCUUUCCACCAACAACCAGGACAUGACACAGACCGUUGCGUUUGUCUCCGUCAUGAGAUCCAAGAUCUCAUAGACAAUAAAGUCAUAACUCCCCCACAACCGCCAAAACCCAACGUCACUACCAACCCGUUGCCACCCCAUGACAGAGUUCCAUCACCUCCUCAUCUUAACCUCAUCCAUACACUUUCAUCCACCUUUAACCCCAGUAUCUAUAUCACACCUACCCAUUUACCAAAACCUGAGGUAUAUAUUCCUGAAGGCACUGAGUUAUGCAUGAUGGAUGCACCUCCAACCCAACCAAAACCCAAAAACCUUAUGGUGGUAGUACCUAUGCUUGAGGCUGGUAAACUAUCAGAGAAAAAGUAUGAUCCUAGCCGGUAUAUUAUUCCCCGUGGUAAACUAAAGCUUAAGGUUGAUCUGGCUGACUCAUUUUCUAUCAAUGUUGUCAGAGAUGAUGUACUUGAACAGGGGUUGAAUGAUUUGGCCAACCUAGAGGAGGACUUGGCUAAUCUUCAUUUCUUGAUUUCAGAAAACCUGUUGAAUGUGGUAAAUGAAAGAGUUGCAGAGGAAGAGAAGAAGAACCAGAAAUUCAACGAAAUCGAUCAUUUGACCAGGAGUGGGCGCUACUUCAAGCCUCCACAUCUAGACCAAGGAGAGCCCUCUGGCAAAGAUAAAGAGGUAAAGAAAGAGAAAGAUAAAGGAAAAGAGAAAGAGGAAGAAGAAGACCUGGUUCUAAAACAACUAAAAAAGAUCCAAGCAAACAUUUCCAUUUGGGGUCUUCUCAUGGCCUCCCGAGAACAUCGACAGGCAAUGUUGUCAAUUUUGAGCCAGGCUAAGCUGUCAAUUGACACCACUCCCGAGCAAUUAGUGUCAUUAAUCACCCCGAGAGAAGCAAUCCCGGCAAUAACUUUUGCUGACAAAGAGUUGCCACAAGAAGGAUCGGGACAUAAUAAGCCUCUGUACGUAUCACUGGAAUGCUGA
This is a messenger RNA of Camellia sinensis, 1446 nucleotides long. The record is from RefSeq and is a predicted model, not a curated record. NCBI's taxonomy places the organism in Eukaryota, Viridiplantae, Streptophyta, Magnoliopsida, Ericales, Theaceae.